Messenger RNA from Glycine soja, 1199 nucleotides. RefSeq names its product GEM-like protein 5. NCBI's taxonomy places the organism in Eukaryota, Viridiplantae, Streptophyta, Magnoliopsida, Fabales, Fabaceae. The coding region runs from base 102 to 953 and encodes 283 amino acids. The record is from RefSeq and is a predicted model, not a curated record. The transcript is spliced from 3 exons.
CAUCUUGUAGCAAUCUCAAAUCUGAACCAAACCACAAACACUUAAUUUCUCAUCUCAUCAUUUCUAAUUCUACCUCUUUUCUCUUGCACUAACAAUCCAAGAUGAAUACCAACAACGACACCGAAAAAAACCAAUCAUUUCCAGAAGCACAAGGAGCAUCAUCAUCAUCAUCUUCUCCACCCAAUGUUGGGACUGAGAAUUGGGGAACUCACAUAAUGGGCACCCCUGCUGUUCCAAGCAGCCACCCAGAUAACAAAAAAGCAGCUUUACAAAGUGGACAACCUCAACCAGUUCAAUACUACCAUGACCAACAUCAACAUCCCUACGUGCAACAUAGCCCAGUUGACAAACCAAGCAACAGUCCCAUGGAGUCAAUCCUUAACAUGUUCGAUUCAUGGAGCAAAAAAGCUGAAGCCACCGCACACAACGUCUGGCACAACCUUAAAACUGGUCCAUCAGUGUCUUCAGCUGCACUGGGGAAGAUGAAUCUGACUGUGAAAGCAAUAUCAGAGGGUGGAUUUGAGUCCCUUUACAAGCAAACAUUCACAACCUAUCCAAACGAGAAGCUCAAGAAGAGCUUUGCUUGUUACCUUUCAACAUCAACAGGUCCUGUUGCAGGAACCCUUUACCUGUCCAAUAUUCAUGUAGCGUUUUGCAGCGAUCGCCCUUUGUGUUUCACUGCACCCUCUGGCCAAGAAACUUGGACAUACUACAAGGUAAUGGUGCCUUUGGGAAAGGUUGGAGUGGUCAACCCAGUGACCAUGAGGGAAAACCCAUCAGAAAAGUACAUUCAGGUUGUAACGGUGGAAGGGCAUGAUUUUUGGUUCAUGGGUUUUGUUAAUUUUGACAAAGCAGUUAAGAACAUCUCAGAAGGUAUCUCACAUUUUGUAGCGCCAGGAGUGGCCGUGCCAUCCACUAGUGGUUCGGAAGCUAAUCGAAAGAACUUUCAGUGAUUUCUAGUUUUUGGAGUACUAUGAUGUAUACUAAUUUUGUUUAGAAUUUGACUUUGCGGUUUGUGUCGUAUACUAGAACAAUACUUUGUUGUAAAAAAACUUAGGAGUGUAUGCUAUAUAUUUCAUGUGUGCUCUGCAUCUUUUUUCCCCCUCUGGUGUUUUUGCAUCUUUUGUUAAAUACGCCCAUAUUUGGGAAAGUUCAUUUUUUUUCUUGUAGUAAUCUAAUAAAAUAUAAUAAUCAAAACA